This is a messenger RNA of Schistocerca americana (American grasshopper), 1215 nucleotides long. Its product is annotated as transcription factor SPT20 homolog. Gene Ontology annotation, molecular function: DNA-binding transcription factor activity. Lineage: Eukaryota; Metazoa; Arthropoda; Insecta; Orthoptera; Acrididae. Gene Ontology annotation, biological process: regulation of DNA-templated transcription. The coding region runs from base 1 to 1215 and encodes 404 amino acids. The record is from RefSeq and is a predicted model, not a curated record. Gene Ontology annotation, cellular component: nucleus. The transcript is spliced from 2 exons.
AUGUGGUGUACACCGAAGGCUGAAAAUGACACUCGAGGAGCAAAAAAAAAGAACCUCCAGCAGCAAAAAAACAACCUCCAGCAGCAAAAAAACAACCUCCAGCAGCAAAAAAACAACCUCCAGCAGCAAAAAAACAACCUCCAGCAGCAAAAAAACAACCUCCAGCAGCAAAAAAACAACCUCCAGCAGCAAAAAAACAACCUCCAGCAGCAAAAAAACAACCUCCAGCAGCAAAAAAACAACCUCCAGCAGCAAAAAAACAACCUCCAGCAGCAAAAAAACAACCUCCAGCAGCAAAAAAACAACCUCCAGCAGCAAAAAAACAACCUCCAGCAGCAAAAAAACAACCUCCAGCAGCAAAAAAACAACCUCCAGCAGCAAAAAAACAACCUCCAGCAGCAAAUAAACAACCUCCAGCAGCAAAUAAACAACCUCCAGCAGCAAAUAAACAACCUCCAGCAGCAAAUAAACAACCUCCAGCAGCAAAUAAACAACCUCCAGCAGCAAAUAAACAACCUCCAGCAGCAAAAAAACAACCUCCAGCAGCAAAAAAACAACCUCCAGCAGCAAAAAAACAACCUCCAGCAGCAAAAAAACAACCUCCAGCAGCAAAAAAACAACCUCCAGCAGCAAAAAAACAACCUCCAGCAGCAAAAAAACAACCUCCAGCAGCAAAAAAACAACCUCCAGCAGCAAAAAAAAACCUCCAGCAGCAAAAAAAAACCUCCAGCAGCAAAAAAACAACCUCCAGCAGCAAAAAAACAACCUCCAGCAGCAAAAAAACAACUCCAGCAGCAAGAAAAACAACUCCAGCAGCAAAAAAACAACUCCAGCAGCAAAAAAACAACUCCAGCAGCAAAAAAACAACUCCCAACAGCAAAAAACAACUCCCAACAGCAAAAAACAACUCCCAACAGCAAAAAACAACUCCCAACAACAAAUAAACAGCUCCGUUCAACAACAACAACUCCCGCCAACAACAACAACAACAACUCCAGCCAACAACAACAACUCCCGCCAACAACAACAACUCCUGCCAACAACAACAACUCCCGCCAACUCUGUACAAACAACUCUGCAAUACGCGAUGUCUACAAGAAUAACCAAGUAAGACGAAUAACCCGCAACUGUUCGUAUCAUCCGUUGCAGCCGUCAGGCAGAUCACGUGACUCGAUAGCAGCGCCUCUCGCGGCGCCCCAACAACCGACCGUCUAA